Molecule: messenger RNA, 701 nt
Organism: Hevea brasiliensis (rubber tree)
Lineage: Eukaryota; Viridiplantae; Streptophyta; Magnoliopsida; Malpighiales; Euphorbiaceae
Product: embryo-specific protein ATS3B
Exons: 3
Coding region: 73-633 (186 amino acids)
Molecular function (GO): protein binding
Source: RefSeq, a predicted model, not a curated record
CCAGUAAAUAGCCUUUUACAUUGUAAGUUUCAUCCUCUGACACCUACUCUCUCGUUAUCCCUGUGCGGUUUCAUGGGCAAAAUGAUUAAAGCCGCUUAUUCUUUUAUGCUCUAUUUUGCCUUUCUAUUUAUUAUAGCAGAAGCAGAAUCAAUCAGCCCCAAGCCUCAUGCUCUGGACUCUUUCAAUCUUAGUUUAAUCCAGACUGUGGGAAGCUGCUCUUACCAAGUGAUAAUCUCAACAAGCUGUUCCUCACCCAAAUACACCCGCGAUCAGAUCAGUCUUGCUUUUGGAGACGCUUAUGGCAACCAGAUUUAUGCGCCAAGGCUGGAUGAUCCAUCUACGAAGACUUUCGAGCGGUGCUCUUCUGAUUCAUUUCAGAUAAGUGGACCAUGUGCCUAUCAGAUAUGUUAUGUUUAUCUGUAUAGAACUGGACCUGAUGGCUGGAAGCCUGAGACUGUGAAGAUUUAUGGGUAUAAUUCUUAUCCUGUUACAUUUGACUACAACAUUUUCAUUCCCAGAGAUAUUUGGUACGGAUUCAAUCUGUGCCAAAGUGCGUCUUCUGCACAUGUUGGAAGAGUUCAAGGAUGGUUUAUGUGUGUUUUUCUAUUAGUUGUUGUUGCUGUUAUAUUCUAAUUGUGGUUGUACACAUUCAGAUCAAUUAAGACCUUAUGGUAGUAAUAGACUUGAUAGUUGAAGUUUUA